AAAAUUAUUAGAGGGUAGUUAGUCUUUCGGUGUAAUUUUGAUAGAUUUUACUGGGCGAUAUUACUGGUGAGAGGUAAAAGCACUUCCUGGAUGAUGGUCAAACCGCGUGAGGAACCUUUAUCAAAGAUGGCUUUCUUUAGGAAGCUUUAUUAUAUUCCACGGCUAGAGAAGGUUCCUUGUAACACCAAUCGAAAUUGCUUUGUUAUUGCCUCCACUAGGUCAAGCUUGUUCGCGGUAGUUCCUGUUUCUGUAGUAUUUGAAUGGCAGAGACGGGCGAGUUUUAACUAGAAACCUUGCUUGCUGAUUUUGAAAGAAAUAGAACACUGUUAGGAGGAGAUUUGGUUGCCAAUUGUUGAAAGAAAUAAGUAGUUGAUUAAUGGAGAGAUAUUUGCUAGAAAAUUUUGAUGUUAGACCGGAACAUUUGUCCGCCGAGGUGCUGGAGAGAUGGAGAAAUCAAUGUGGAAUCAUCAAAAAUCCCAAACGGAGGUUUCGAUUCACUGCCAACCCCUCCAAACGUUACAAGGUGGAUGCUAUGCCCCAAGGCACUCAGGAUUUGAGGUCUGAAUCUGAAUUACAGGGUUUGAGGUGUUCGGAAUCUGAAUUACAGUGUUGGUCGUUUGAAUCUGAAUUACAGUCCAGGUCUGAAUCUAAAUCACAGGUUUUGAGGUGGUCUGAAUCUGAAUUACAGGGUUUGAGGUGGUCUGAAUCUGAAUCACAGGGUUGGUGGUUUGAAUCCGAAUCACCUGGUUUGCGGUCUAAAUAUGAAUCACAGGGUCGGAGGUUUCUUUCUGUGUUUUUCCUUGUCAUGGAGGCAAUAUCAGUAGUGUUGGAUGUAUAUGGAAAAAGCAAUAAGAAUUUUCUUCCCGGCAUAUGGACAUAGACCUGAGAAGGUACUUGCGUGGGUGGAGGUUGCCUUCUCUGUGCUCCAAUUAGUUACUUUGUUAAUUCAAUAGAUUCUAGCUGUUGCAAAAGAUAAGAACAGUUACAGCCCAUCGCUUUUCCCGCUAGUCUUCGCCCUUCUUGUUGUUGUGUUUGCUUUCAAGAAGGAGCAAAUUUCGCAUAGCCAGGAGGGGUACUUGAUCAGUAAGGGUGAGGCAAACGUACUUCUACCUCAAAGAUCUCAUUAUAGUGAAGAUUCAUCAGAUUUGGAAUAUUAUUAAGGUUAAACCAGCCGUCUUCCACUUUUUUUCUAAAAGAUUUACUUUUGAUAUUUUAAUUUUUAAUUAUUAUCUUAAUUAUUUACUUUCUUUGAAGAUUAAUGAGAUCAUAAUA
Molecule: messenger RNA, 1272 nt
Organism: Mangifera indica (mango)
Lineage: Eukaryota; Viridiplantae; Streptophyta; Magnoliopsida; Sapindales; Anacardiaceae
Exons: 3
Coding region: 377-880 (167 amino acids)
Molecular function (GO): calmodulin binding
Source: RefSeq, a predicted model, not a curated record